Messenger RNA from Mytilus trossulus (common blue mussel), 861 nucleotides. Its product is annotated as DNA damage-inducible transcript 4-like protein. The record is from RefSeq and is a predicted model, not a curated record. Bases 150 to 794 code for a protein of 214 amino acids. The transcript is spliced from 2 exons. Gene Ontology annotation, biological process: regulation of TOR signaling; negative regulation of signal transduction; apoptotic process. Gene Ontology annotation, cellular component: cytoplasm. NCBI's taxonomy places the organism in Eukaryota, Metazoa, Mollusca, Bivalvia, Mytilida, Mytilidae.
AAAAAACCAGCUGAUUUAGAAAUGACAAGUGCAGACGAUCAACACACGUCCUGUCGUUCGCAUCGUUAGUUUAGUUCAUUAGUGCUAGGUGUUAAUUUGGACGACUAAUUUAAUUUGCAACUUACAUUAUUUUCAUUUCUAAUUAACAAAUGGAGUUCGAAUCUCGGGACAGUUGUUGUAAUUUGAUUGAUCAAAAUUCAAUCAACAAGACAAAGGUGGACAAACUUUUGCAGAAACUAAAGUUUUUGAUAUUUAGAGAUGUGGAAAAGAAUGAACAGAAAGGAAUAUUUGAAAGAGACACUGUAAAGACAUGUCAAAAUGAAAUCCCAGAAGUUCCAACAGAAAGUUAUGGUAGCAUCGACUCUCUUUCAGCGUUAGACGUAAAACAAUGUGGCUUAUUGAUUCAAAGACUUCAACAAACUCUUAGAGAAGUUCGUGAACAGCAAUUUAAAUGUGAAAUAUUGGUGCCAUGUGGACUUAUAAAGAAAGUAGCCCAGGACAUAGUGUCAAUGUCAUAUUGUGAGCCCUGUGGACUUAGAGGGUGUACGCUGUAUAUAAAUCUGGAAGAGAAGCAGCAAUGUAGACGCUUAGCCAAGCUUUCUUAUGAUCCAAAUACAGUUGAUACUUUUGAAUUGCAUCUUACAUUGAAGGAAGAGACAAGACGUUGGUGCUUCUUCAAAAAACUAUUUAUAUCACUAAGUGGUUGUAUGAAAGAAAUUACAUGGAGUUCAUCGUGGAAACUCUUGUGUUCAUCUUACCGGUUGGAAAAGAAAAAACUGUACAGAAAAAAUUAGAUUCCUAGAACUAUUUUCUGCAUCAAUUGAUAAACUAUUGAGUUGUGAUGUGUUCAAUUUUUUUUUU